This is a messenger RNA of Cylicostephanus goldi, 309 nucleotides long. NCBI's taxonomy places the organism in Eukaryota, Metazoa, Nematoda, Chromadorea, Rhabditida, Strongylidae. The record is from the annotation of a GenBank genome assembly.
UUUUUUUCCACUGGAGAUAAACGCGUGCCUGGUAAUCUAGGACUAUUCGAUAUGGCGGAAGCGCUGAAGUUCAUAUAUACAAAUGCUGAAAACAUUGGUGGAGACUGGUCGCGCAUUACCGUAUGGGGCCAUAGUGCAGGUUCAGCGGCUACCGGACAACUUGCGCUCAGUCUAUUAACUCGAGAUUACAUUGCUCAAACCAUCGAAAUGUCUGGCUCUCCUUGGGGAUCAUGGGCUAUAGGAGCUGGAGUGGCACACAAUUCUCUAGAACUGGCAGAGGUGUCAAUCCUAGAUGAUUCGUUUUAUUAG